AUGGAGAACUACGAAAAGUUAUUUGAAAGUAUAGAUUUAAAAGAUGACAAUGCAUAUAAUAUUAUAAAGGAAAGUGAAGAAAAAAAGAUAAAAAAAAUAUUGUACAAAUCAAAACAUGAUCCUAAUUUAUUACCAAGCUAUUCAACUUUUAAUCUAAGAGGGAAACGUUACAGCAUUUCUAAUGUAGCAGGUGAACUAGUUAAAAAAGUAGAGAAACAAAAGAAAGUAAAAGAUUUACAAAAUAGUUAUGACAAAAAAAUAUUAAAAAAAGGAGAAAAAAAUCAAACGAUACCAUCUCUUAAUGAAAUAAGAAAAAUAAAUCCAACUUUAUUAACAAUUAAGGAAAAAAAAAAAAAAUAUAAAGACGCUCUACCAGACAGACAUGAUAUACCAUUAAUGAAUUUAACAGCAGAUGUUGAUUAUGUUUAUGAUAAUGCUGUUCAAGUGAUUAAUACAAAACCUGUUGUUAAAAAAAAAAAGGAAGGAAAAAUUCUCUUAGAUGAAGACCCACUAACCAAAGAAGACUAUGGUAAAAUAAGUCCAUAUCUAAUUAAAAUAAAAAAUGAAUUAAGAGAAAAAGAAAGUUUGAAGAAACAAGAUAUUAUUGAUGAAGAAAAAAUAGCUAAAGAAUUAGAAUUAAAAAAGGAGAAUUUAUUGGUAGAACUUAAAAAUAAAUAUAAUGAAAUCAAUAAAGAAUAUUUAAAGAUAUCCCAUAUUGUCGAUAUUAAUUCGGUUAGGAAAUUAAAAAAAAAGGAAAAUUACGAAAAGGAACUAAAUCAGUUAGAAAAGGAUAUACAAAAAUUAGAAAAAAUGAGUUACUAA
Messenger RNA from Plasmodium malariae, 822 nucleotides. Its product is annotated as conserved Plasmodium protein, unknown function. Gene Ontology annotation, molecular function: calmodulin binding. NCBI's taxonomy places the organism in Eukaryota, Apicomplexa, Aconoidasida, Haemosporida, Plasmodiidae. The coding region runs from base 1 to 822 and encodes 273 amino acids. The transcript has a single exon. The record is from RefSeq and is a predicted model, not a curated record.